AUGAUCUUUAGGCUUGGGGGAGGGGAGGGACGGCUCUGUCAGGCUUCAACGAAGGUUAAUCAAGGUCGCCGGCGACGAAGGUCGGUUUUCUUUUCAGCCGUCCAAUCAGCGUCAAGUAUUUUACAGCGCAUUACAAGAAAACCCAAACUAUACACACAGAAGCUUUUAGAAUCCGCUGGAUCUGAAAGAAGCUUUGCAAUUUAUGAUUUAUCCAGCGAUGAACAAGAGAGCCCUUAACAAGUUCAUUUUCCAAUCCAUUGGUACAAGAUGUGCUGCACACAGGAAUUUCCAUGGUGGAAAAUGUCGUCAAGCCCUUUCUUAUCACCCCUGUCCAACUGAGCUUCAAAAAGGAAGUAUCAAACCUGUUGUAGUACUGUUUGGAUGGUUACUUGCCAAGAGUCGGCACCUGGAGAAGUAUGGCAGUAUGUACCAUCAAUAUGGGGCCGAUGUUGUGACAGCUAAACUUGAAGUUGCAGAGGUUUUACGUCCAACCAAAGCUGAAAACACUGCCAAGAGUGUUCUUGACAAGUUAGUUUCCACUGAUAUGCGGGAUCGACCUGUCCUUGUCCAUGGUUUCUCUGUAGGCGGUUAUCUCUACUCGCAAGUUCUGCACCAGAUGGAAACAAACGUAGACUACUCUUCUGUUAAGGAUAGAAUUUUAGGUCAAGUGUUUGACAGCCCUGUGUCUUUCUCUGGGAUUCCUCAUGGUGUAUCAAAUGCAGCAAUGAAAAACCCAGCGCUUCGCUCUCUUAUGAAGUCUACAAUCCAAGCAUACCUCAAAACUACUGCAAAGUACACAACAGAUAUCUAUCUGGCCCGACAACAGCUAUUUUAUAACAACCCAGUGAGAUCACCCACAUUACUACUUUACUCCAAGACUGAUGAGGUUGCAGACGCAAAAAUCUGCGAGCAUGCAUCAAAUAUGUGGGAGAAUCUUGGUAUGGAUGUCACGUCAGUCUGCUGGGACAACUCACCUCAUGUCUCCCAUUUUUAUGUCCAUCAAAAGGAGUAUGUGCAAGCUGUUGAGAGUUUUGCAGACAGGGUCCUAAAACCUGUGACUGUCUAACAAGAACUGAAAAACUCGUAACCCUGACUAUGGGUUUUUCAUCCUAUGGUGGCCUAGCAAGGCUGACAUUUUAUGGACGAUUGACAAUUUUCAGACGAUUAUUUAUAUAGUACCAGGAGUGAAGUAUUUUUCCUUGGGGGUGGGGGCAAAGUAAUUUCUCAAGAACAUUCGUUUCCAACUGAGACGUAACGACUAAGACGUAAUAGCUUUAUUGGGUCAGAAAGGGGGGCUACGCCUCCACCCUGGCCAGGCCCAUGAGUACGUUUAUGGAGGAAAAGGGGUAAGUCCCUUCAAGAAGAUGUUUGGAAAUCAUGUUGUUUUUCAUGAGUGAUCACACUUUAAUUCAUCAUAACAGAUAAAAAGCAUGCCUCACCGCCGACUUUCCUGGAGUCUUAUAGUGUAGCGAUGGCAGUAAGACCCCUGUAUACAUGGCCACACGAACUACAGGAAGUUACCAAGUAUCUUGAUCUUAUGGACAUUUUGUUUAAUAUUUAGUUGGAGGAAAUCUUGUGGAAGUACAUAGACUAUGAGGCUACUUCUCCCUUUUGAACACGUUCCAAAAAUGGAAAGUCUACCUACACUAAUCAUGUAAAAUGAUUCUAUGAUUAUAUGCUAAAUGUCAGUCGGUAAACUUUAUGAAAUGCAGACCCAAGAAAUACAAAUUUCUUUAUGAAUA
Molecule: messenger RNA, 1742 nt
Organism: Nematostella vectensis (starlet sea anemone)
Lineage: Eukaryota; Metazoa; Cnidaria; Anthozoa; Actiniaria; Edwardsiidae
Product: transmembrane protein 53
Exons: 3
Coding region: 203-1066 (287 amino acids)
Molecular function (GO): serine hydrolase activity
Source: RefSeq, a predicted model, not a curated record